AUAAAGGCUGAUAUAUGAAUGCUAGCGCUGUUGCCAUCAUCUUGAGACCUCUGGAGUAAUAUAUUCCCUAAGACCCCGCAUUCCUCCACAUUGUUGAAAGUGAUGCCACGCCUUUCAAAUAAUAUAUCUAGUGGCAAUCUAGCCAUCGGUGCAUCAGUUGAUCAAAGUCUUUCCCACAAACCAGGAGACGUUGUACGCUGGCGAUGUAUUUUCGUCUCAACUGGAGGGCAACUGCGCACCGCUGGCGCCUGUGAUCGAAAACCGAUCCAGGUCGGUUUUUCGAAAGUAGUGUAGUGCGAACAUGUAUACCCGGAAUAGUAGGCUAGAUUCAUGAGCACGAUCGCUCCGCUCCCGUAUU
This is a messenger RNA of Lindgomyces ingoldianus, 358 nucleotides long. RefSeq lists its product as uncharacterized. Lineage: Eukaryota; Fungi; Ascomycota; Dothideomycetes; Pleosporales; Lindgomycetaceae. The record is from RefSeq and is a predicted model, not a curated record. The coding region runs from base 103 to 294 and encodes 63 amino acids. The transcript has a single exon.